AUGCCACUAACAAUCCUCUCGGGAGCCCAGCUCCGUUCCUUGCUCGAGUCGCUAGACCAUGACCAGAUCGUUUCCAUUCAGCAGCAUCUUGCGAAUGCCCUUCGAGACUACUCGGUCGGAAACCAGGACUCCGGUUGCGCAGCUACAUUCCAGCCCCGGAGAACCGCAGUUACGCGACAUAAUGGCAGUACGACGUUGUUUAUGCCCGCCAGCACUCGCCACACGAUCGGGAUAAAAGUCACUUCGUUGCAGGAUGGCGGCGGUCCGUUGGGCUGCGAAGUCGAUUCGGGGAUGGACCUCCGCGGAGUCAGGAAGAGCAUUCCAGGAGAAGCAGGGUCGAGACACUCUAUGGCUUCUGUGUCCUCUGAGUUGAGUGAACUGUCGGUUUCGUCCCAGGAAGAUGCGGCUGGGCGGUCCUCGAGCACAUCCAGCGGCGCCGAGUCGCUUCCAUCGGCUUCUCUGAAUAACAUCCCGAUCGACGCUGCGGCUGGGGAGGUGUCUAAGACCAUGGGGGCGUGGCCGGGUGCCGGAACCAGGGAUACCUCCCCGCAGGGGAGCGUUACGCUCCUAGACGACAAUAGUCUACCGUUUGGGCUGAUUAACGCGCACGAGCUGACUCCCUUCCGCACUGCAUUAACGACCACGAUGCUCUUGAAGAAGCGUAAACGUGUGCGCACCAUCGUAGUCUUUGGAGCGGGCAAACAGGCGUACUGGCAUAUUCGACUGGCCGUGAUCUUACGCGGGGCGGAUAUGAAGCGGGUGUUCAUCGUCAACCGAUCAUUCCAGCGCGCUGCGCAGCUCCUGCGGGAGAUCUACGCGCCCGAGAACUCCAGCUGGCGAGGCACCGUGAAGUUCUCUGCCGUGAGCAGUGAUUUCGGCGAGUACCGGCGGAUCCUCCACGAUGCGAUUCACAAGGCUGACGCCAUCUUCUGCUGUACGCCAUCGCACGAACCGCUUUUCCCGGCCGAGCUUCUCACCUCGCACGAAGGGAGACGCAAGGGUCGACUCAUUAGUGCUAUCGGAUCCUACAAACCACAGAUGACGGAGCUCGAUCCCGAAAUCCUUCGUCAGGAGGUCGCCGUGCAACCACCGCAUCGCCAUUUCCACAAACAUGUCCAGCGCAGCGGCGUUGUAGUGGUGGACAGUCUAGACGCGGCGAUGAAGGAGGCCGGAGAGCUCAUCCAGGCGGACAUCAAAUCGCACCAAGUGGUAGAGAUCGGCGAGUUGCUGAUGGUCCGUGAUGCGGUCCGUGAUGCUGCAAAGGAUCCCAUGGAAGACGACGACACCAAACAUCUACAACAGUGGGUUGAACGAGGAAACAUCAUCUUCAAGGGGGUAGGGUUGGGGUUGAUGGAUUUGGUGACCGGAAGCGAUUUGGUCGAGUUGGCGCGAGAGAGGCGCAUCGGGACCACAGUGGAUGAAUUUUAG
Messenger RNA from Aspergillus ochraceoroseus IBT 24754, 1428 nucleotides. RefSeq names its product putative proline utilization protein PrnX-like. Bases 1 to 1428 code for a protein of 475 amino acids. The transcript has a single exon. Lineage: Eukaryota; Fungi; Ascomycota; Eurotiomycetes; Eurotiales; Aspergillaceae. Gene Ontology annotation, cellular component: cytoplasm. The record is from RefSeq and is a predicted model, not a curated record.